GCACAAGCCACACUAAGCCACCACCAGAUAACGAGUAGUGCAGACAGCCUAGUAGUAGCUUUGGUCUUGCGGCUAGCUUGGUAACCAUGGCCGCCUCUGCCUCUUGCAUUUCUCUGGUGGUGCUCGUGGCCCUGUCAACGGCGGCGUCGGCGCAGCUGUCCCCGACGUUCUACAGCGCGUCAUGCCCCGGGGCGCUGGCCACCAUCAAGAGCGCCGUGGCGGCCGCCGUGAGCAGGGACCCUCGCAUGGGCGCCUCGCUGCUCAGGCUGCACUUCCACGACUGCUUUGUCCAAGGCUGCGACGCGUCUGUUCUGCUGUCCGGCAACGAGCAGAACGCGGGUCCGAACGCAGGGUCACUGAGGGGCUUCGACGUCAUCGAUAGCAUCAAGGCGCAGGUCGAGGCCGUGUGCAGGCAGACGGUCUCCUGCGCCGACAUCCUCGCCGUCGCCGCCCGUGACUCCGUCGUCGCCCUCGGAGGCCCGUCAUGGACAGUUCCACUGGGAAGAAGGGACUCGACCACCGCAAACGCAGGUUUGGCAAACAGCGAUCUCCCUGGCCCUGGCUCCAGCCGGGCACAGCUCGAGGCCGCGUUCCUCAAGAAGGGCCUGAACACGGUCGACAUGGUGGCCCUCUCCGGCGCGCACACCAUCGGGCGGGCGCAGUGCAGCUCCUUCCGCUCCCGGAUCUACGGCGGCGACACCAACAUCAACGCCGCCUACGCCGCGUCGCUCCGGGCCAACUGCCCCCAGUCCGGCGGCAACGGCAACCUGGCGUCGCUGGACACGACGACGCCCAACACUUUCGACAACGCCUACUACAAGGACCUGCUGUCCCAGAAGGGCCUCAUGCACUCGGACCAGGUGCUCUUCAACGGCGACACCACCGACAACACCGUCCGCAACUUCGCGUCCAACCCGGCCGCGUUCACCAGCGCCUUCACGACGGCCAUGAUCAAGAUGGGCAACAUCGCGCCGCUCACCGGGACGCAGGGCCAGGUCAGGCUCACCUGCUCCAAGGUGAACUCCUGAUCGACGUACACGUCGACACGACACGCCAAUGAAUAAGUCCACAGAAGAAGUAGCCAAGACCAAUUAUAGCACUUCACAACCCGUCGUGCCGUUCGGGCGUGGUGCUUGAAGACCUGAAAUUUCAAAUGCGCUCCUGGAUUUCGAAGUGUGACGUUCGGGCAUGCAGAGGAGAGAUGCGAACAGUGCAACCCAUGCACUAGCCAAUCUACUAGCAUGCAGUAAUGUAAUGGUGCACAUGCUUUAACGUCGGAAUAGGACUGUCCAGCAGUGUUGCUGAUAAUGUAAUGGGUGACAUGCCCACGUCUUAAUAAUGCUUUGCUUUAGGCCAUCUCCAA
Molecule: messenger RNA, 1363 nt
Organism: Hordeum vulgare subsp. vulgare (domesticated barley)
Lineage: Eukaryota; Viridiplantae; Streptophyta; Magnoliopsida; Poales; Poaceae
Product: peroxidase-like
Exons: 3
Coding region: 87-1028 (313 amino acids)
Biological process (GO): hydrogen peroxide catabolic process; response to oxidative stress
Molecular function (GO): peroxidase activity; heme binding
Source: RefSeq, a predicted model, not a curated record